UUAAAAAUAAUUCUAAUUUCAGAUUUGUUACUUUAUUUUAAUGUCCGUUCGUGCACAUCAGAUUCACGCUUGGUGGAGACUAAAUCAGAGACUAAACCUUGUAGCAAAUAUAUUUGCGUCAGGGUUUUAUAGCACAACAGUGACGGAUGAUAAAACGGCAAGGGCUCAACUAGAAGGUAGUAAAGCAAAGAAUACAGGAGUACCUGAGGUACCAACGACAUGUUGUAUGUCUGGGUGUGCUAACUGCGUCUGGUUGAAUUACGCUGAAGAUUUAGCAAGAUAUUUUGAGAACAGAGCUGAAAAGUUAAAUAUGGAAACCCUUUUAUCUGAAGUUGAAGAAAAAAUUCAGGCAGGAUCCGAUGAUUAAAUCGUUUAUUAAAAUGGAGAUUCGGUUUAAAUACAAGUAAACGUCAAGUUUGAAGUUAAUCUCUCAGAGUG
Messenger RNA from Eurytemora carolleeae, 438 nucleotides. Its product is annotated as oxidoreductase-like domain-containing protein 1. The transcript is spliced from 5 exons. NCBI's taxonomy places the organism in Eukaryota, Metazoa, Arthropoda, Copepoda, Calanoida, Temoridae. The record is from RefSeq and is a predicted model, not a curated record. Bases 41 to 367 code for a protein of 108 amino acids. Gene Ontology annotation, cellular component: mitochondrion.